GGCAAGGACCUCGUGGUGGGUGUGGCAGGAAGUAGAUUCGGCAUUCGGGGGCGGGCCUAGAGGCGCUUAUUCCGAGUACGGACUGGCGAAACCAUCGAGUCUGAGGGCCAGAGAGUCAUGAAAGUAAGGGGGCGGAGUGACAGAUUUCUCCCGACCACGUUCCUGGGAGCGCGGGCUGGGUUGUGUAGGGUGUCCGGGAGUCAGCCGCUGUGUGUCAGGGUCAGUAGCCGGAGGCCAGGAGAUCUUCGUCAGUGGCUCUCCAUGCAAAAGUGCUUUGGAAUUCUGGAUCUCGGCUCUGAGCCUUAGCGGAGGUCACGGCUGUCAAUUCACCGGUGUCCCGGCGUGCCAGACGGAGGACAGAGUGGCGGUGGAGGAGCGUUGCAGGAGAGUUCUGCUGUUCUCCAUCUCUAGGUUUUGACAGUGCCUCAGAGCCCGUGAGCAUCUGUGUUUUUUCCUUUCAAGAUGCCAUUUACAGACUUUGUUCUGGCCCUCAAAGACAAUCCCUACUUUGGGGCUGGAUUUGGGCUGGUAGGUGUGGGUACAGCUCUGGCUAUGGCCCGGAAAGGAGCCCAGUUGGGUCUAGUGGCAUUCCGUCGCCAUUACAUGAUCACACUGGAAGUCCCUGCUAGAGACAGAAGCUAUGCCUGGUUGCUUAGCUGGCUUACCCGGCACAGCACCCGCACUCAGCACCUCAGUGUUGAGACCUCAUACCUUCAGCAUGAAAGUGGCCGAAUCUCCACCAAGUUUGAAUUCAUCCCCAGCCCUGGAAACCACUUCAUUUGGUAUCAGGGAAAAUGGAUCCGGGUAGAGCGAAAUCGAGAAAUGCAGAUGGUGGACUUGCAAACGGGGACUCCUUGGGAAUCUGUCACCUUCACGGCCCUGGGCACUGAUCGAAAGGUUUUCUUCAACAUCCUGGAGGAAGCGCGAGCCCUGGCUCUGCAGCAGGAGGAAGGGAAGACUGUGAUGUACACAGCUGUGGGUUCUGAAUGGCGAACCUUCGGUUAUCCACGCCGGAGGCGGCCACUGGAUUCUGUAGUCCUACAGCAGGGUCUGGCUGACCGAAUUGUUAAAGAUAUCCGAGAAUUUAUUGAUAAUCCCAAGUGGUACAUUGACAGAGGCAUCCCCUACAGACGUGGCUACCUUCUUUAUGGGCCCCCUGGUUGUGGAAAGAGCAGUUUUAUAACAGCUCUGGCUGGAGAACUGGAACACAGCAUCUGCCUGCUAAGUCUCACAGACUCUAGCCUCUCGGACGACCGGCUCAACCAUCUACUAAGCGUAGUACCCCAGCAGAGCCUGGUGCUCCUGGAAGAUGUAGAUGCUGCUUUUCUCAGUAGAGACUUGGCCGUGGAGAACCCUGUAAAGUACCAAGGAUUAGGUCGCCUCACCUUCAGCGGACUGCUUAAUGCUUUGGAUGGUGUAGCCUCUACCGAGGCUCGAAUUGUGUUCAUGACCACUAACCACAUUGACAGGCUGGAUCCUGCCCUGAUACGUCCUGGGCGAGUAGAUCUGAAGGAGUAUGUGGGCUACUGCUCACACUGGCAGCUGACCCAGAUGUUCCAGAGGUUCUAUCCAGGGCAAGCGCCUUCUUUGGCUGAGAAUUUUGCUGAACAUGUCCUUAAAGCUACAUCCCAGAUUAGUCCUGCCCAGGUGCAAGGCUACUUCAUGCUGUAUAAAAAUGACCCCAUGGGGGCCAUUCACAAUGUCGAAUCUCUGAGGUGACCCACCAGGCCUGUCACACGAAUCUGGUUUGUGACCUUCUUCUUCCCAUUGCUGUGUUUGUAAUUGAGAAUAAAACAGGAGUUGCCAUAG
Molecule: messenger RNA, 1809 nt
Organism: Rattus rattus (black rat)
Lineage: Eukaryota; Metazoa; Chordata; Mammalia; Rodentia; Muridae
Gene: Bcs1l
Product: mitochondrial chaperone BCS1
Exons: 9
Coding region: 463-1719 (418 amino acids)
Biological process (GO): protein insertion into mitochondrial inner membrane from matrix; mitochondrial respiratory chain complex III assembly
Cellular component (GO): mitochondrial inner membrane
Molecular function (GO): ATP binding; ATP hydrolysis activity
Source: RefSeq, a predicted model, not a curated record